Suillus paluster is the source of this 681-nucleotide messenger RNA. RefSeq lists its product as uncharacterized. Lineage: Eukaryota; Fungi; Basidiomycota; Agaricomycetes; Boletales; Suillaceae. The transcript has 3 exons. The record is from RefSeq and is a predicted model, not a curated record. The coding region runs from base 1 to 681 and encodes 226 amino acids.
AUGAUCAAUGCUGAGACCAGGAGAAAUCACAAGGCAUGUGACAACCCAGUUCAUCUCCGCAUGGAAGCUGCCAACAUCAACUCAUCGCACCAUGGAAAGAGCAAAAUCCAACAUCAAAAGCUCACAAAGUUAAAUGAUGCUAUCACCAUCCACCUCCCUGCAACUUCAACAGAUGAAGAUGUCCCUCUUCAAGAUGUCAAAGAAUGGUGUAUGAGCAUGAUGAGGCGUCUGGCACUCGCCAAGGAUGCGCCACCUAAACUCAAGGCUACAUUCUGUCGUCAGCAUACAAACAAUGAACAACUUGUUGUUCGCCCAUGUGGAGUCAUCUGUGGCCGUGGCACAAUGUACCACCACAAGGCUGUCUUGAAUGUGCUGAUCAUGAUUGAAAAAAUGUUUACCCUCCUGCGUGCUCGUAAACCACAGCAUAUGAUUUACGACUCCAACUGUAAUACAUUGCAUGAAGUGGAGAGUCGCAAGAUCACAUUCUUUGAGGGGAUGGGCAUGUGCAUAGAUGCCUUCCAUCACAAAACGAAGCACAAGGCUAGUGAUGUGCUCUGCCAUGAGCGCUGUGACAUGAAGGCAUACCCUGAACUCCUUGAUGACAAUGGGAAGUACUAUUUCAACUCAUCAAUCGCAGAGCAAACAAAUGUUUGGUUUGGUGGUUUUCAUAACAUAUGUUGA